Gadus chalcogrammus (walleye pollock) is the source of this 1611-nucleotide messenger RNA. RefSeq names its product carbohydrate sulfotransferase 8-like. The transcript has 6 exons. Gene Ontology annotation, molecular function: sulfotransferase activity. The coding region runs from base 1 to 1611 and encodes 536 amino acids. Gene Ontology annotation, cellular component: membrane. Gene Ontology annotation, biological process: carbohydrate biosynthetic process; proteoglycan biosynthetic process. The record is from RefSeq and is a predicted model, not a curated record. NCBI's taxonomy places the organism in Eukaryota, Metazoa, Chordata, Actinopteri, Gadiformes, Gadidae.
AUGAGCCUGCAGCAGAUGUGCAGCCCGGUGGGCAGGAGGUCUAGGCGCUCCUCCGAGACGCUCCAGGACGCGGCGGGACUCGAGAAGACAGAUCUCCAGAAAGGAGGGUGGUUCGCUCUCCGCGGUGCUGAACACAACAAAGGCUCCUGCGCUGAUCAACUAGUGAACACAAAGCCUCCCACCACCUCCUCCUCGCCGGCUUCUGAUCUUCAUGGUCGGAGCCUCCUGCAAGGCUGCUCCACGGUGCGUUGGGUGGUGUUGUGGAUGGAUUGGAGGAUGAUGCUGGACUCCCUGCGCCGGCGGAAGAGAAUGCUCCUCUGCUCCUUCUGGUUCCUGCUGCUGUUCGCCGCCGGAGGCCUGGUGCUCUUCAGCCACCUGCAGGACCUGUCUGAGAUGGUCCCGCAAGAGGCCCCAGGUGUGAAGCUGGGAGCGACUCAGCGCCAAUCCAGAGAGACUCUCUGCACCCAGGAUGGAGAGAGCACCAAGCCUGGGGGCACGGAGCAGCACCGCCCCCCCUCCGCCGUGGACCUGCUCUCCAGCCCCAUCCCCCCCAUGCAGUUCCCCGACUUUGAGAGGAGCCGACACUCGGCCGUCCCCAGCUUCCAGGAGCAGGACGCCAGCGCCGUGCACGUCAACCGGAGGCACCGCAAGCUGCUGAAGACCAGCCCCGCAAUGCAGCACUCCAACAACCUGUCCACCUCCUCCUCCACUUCCUCCUCCUCUUCCUCCUCCUCCUCCUCCUCCUCCCUCUCCUCCUCUCUGAGCCCGGAGCUCCUCGUCCGCUCCUCCCGCAUCCAGCACGCCCGUCAGAAGCUGAUGAAGGAGAUCUGCGCCAAGUACAAGAGCAGCAUCUCUCGGACGGUCACGCCCAACGACGUGUCGCACAUCUACGUGGAGAACAAGUACAAGCUGCUGUACUGCGAGGUGCCCAAGGCGGGCUGCUCCAACUGGAAGAGGAUCCUGAUCGUGCUGGCGGGCAAGGCGGCGGACACGCAGAGCCUGAAGCACGACGCCGUUCACUACGGCAACCACCUGAACACGCUGGUCAGCUACAGCCGGCCGGACAUCCUGCAGCGGCUCAAGAGCUACACCAAGGUGGCCUUCGUCCGCGAGCCGCUGGAGAGGCUGGUGUCCGCCUACCGGGACAAGCUGGAGAGCCCCAACACCUACUACCACUCGCUGUUCGGGAAGCCCAUCAUCGCCAAGUACCGCGCCAACGCCUCCAAGGAGGCCCUGAGCACGGGCGACGGCGUCACCUUCCCCGAGUUCGUCCAGUACCUGCUGGAUGUCCACCGGCCGGUCGGCAUGGACAUCCACUGGGAGCCGGCCAACCAGCUCUGCAACCCCUGCCUGCUGGACUACGACUUCAUUGGGAAGUUUGAGAACAUGGAGGAGGAGUCCAACUUCCUGCUGCGGCAGACGGGGGCCCCCAGCAACCUGACCAUGCCCACGCUGAAGGACAGGAACCCGGGGGCCCAGAGGACCACCAGGGAACUCACGCUCAAGUACUUCUCCCAGGUGAGCGCGUGGGAGAGGCAGCGACUCUAUGAUUUCUACUACAUGGACUACUUGAUGUUCAACUACUCCAAGCCCUUCAGCGAUUUGUACUGA